Messenger RNA from Tuber aestivum (summer truffle), 484 nucleotides. NCBI's taxonomy places the organism in Eukaryota, Fungi, Ascomycota, Pezizomycetes, Pezizales, Tuberaceae. The record is from the annotation of a GenBank genome assembly.
AAAUAGCUUACUCAAAUACAAGAAUGGUUUGAAAGACAUAUUGUUACUACGGAUACCCUUUGGUGAGUUAUCACGUCAUAUCCAUGCGACGGCCAGAGCUUCAUACGAGUAGUAGGGUGGGGGAGAGAGCUAACAGUAGUUCUGAGCAGCACGAACGAAAGAACGAACGAGCGAAAACAAAGAACGCAAACAAGCCCUACAAACAACUAAACAAACAAAAAAUGCCUUUCACCUACAGCAAAGGGUUUGGGGGGAGGAGGUUUGGAUGGGGCGUCUCUGCUAGUAGGCAUGGUGUUCGGCCACAUGCUAGGUUUAGCUGUUGUGGUUUUAAUUGCUUCAGAUAAUCAUCUUGUAUUAUUGAAGCUACGGUGGGCGAGCAGCUACGAAGGGGUAGCAAGUGAUGGGAGUCUCCAUGAUUUGUCUGAAGCAGGCGGGAGUUCGCUUUCUCAUUUUGUAAUCUAUACCUUUAAUUAAACCACCUCAA